This is a messenger RNA of Dicentrarchus labrax (European seabass), 2943 nucleotides long. It is a transcript of the gene wfikkn2a, whose product is annotated as info WAP, follistatin/kazal, immunoglobulin, kunitz and netrin domain containing 2a. The record is from RefSeq and is a predicted model, not a curated record. The coding region runs from base 425 to 2161 and encodes 578 amino acids. The transcript is spliced from 3 exons. Gene Ontology annotation, molecular function: serine-type endopeptidase inhibitor activity; protein binding. Gene Ontology annotation, cellular component: extracellular region. NCBI's taxonomy places the organism in Eukaryota, Metazoa, Chordata, Actinopteri, Moronidae.
CACAGGUGUCUCGCCAGUCCUCUAUGAAACAGCGGCUGCAAACUGUUGGCGAACUUUUUUUCCCUUUUUUUUUUUUCUUUAAUUAAGUUGAUCAUAACUGUAACUCAGCUGGGAUUUGCUGUCCGACUAGACAGGCCACUGUAAUUCAUGUAGUUAGCUCUUAAGUGGGUUUGCUCACCGCAGCCCUAAUCUCUUGCUACUAUUAAACGUGGAGCGACUAACCUGGAGGAGCUUUCCACAUCGUGACAGGUCCCGGACGCUCCUCUUUCCGCUGUUUUUAACUGCAUCUGAUUCCAGUGGUUAGAAAAUCAAUUACGCGACAGUUUGGAGAUAGUUUAAAGAGUUUUUCAAAACUUUAAAGUCGAGUUAAACUUUUUUAAGAUUUUCUUUUUUUAUUUACUGUCCGUCCUGUUACGCGCCGGAUAUGUGGUGGAUGCUGUUUCCCCGAUGGAUUUGGUUUCUUCUGGGACAUUGCUACACCAUUCUCCUUUAUAUGGAUAGCUGCCGCGUGAGAGCAAUGCCCAUGCCCAUGUCUGUGGCAAAAGUGGUGUACUCUCACGCAGGUCUGUGCCCGAACGACCUGAACCCCAACCUGUGGGUGGAUGCAAUGAGCACCUGCAUGCGCGAGUGUGAAUCCGACCAGGACUGUGAGUCAUUUGAGAAGUGCUGCCCUAAUGUCUGUGGUAACAAGAGCUGUGUGGCAGCACGCUAUAUAGACAUCAAGGGCAACAAGGGCCCCGUUGGAAUGCCAAAGGGCGCCACCUGCGACAAGUUCAUGUGCUCUCAGCAAGGGUCCGAGUGCGACAUCUGGGACGGCCAGCCUGUUUGUAAGUGCCGGGACCGCUGUGAGAGAGAACCCCACUUCACAUGUGCAUCUGACGGCAUGACCUAUUAUAACAAGUGCUACAUGGAUGCAGAGGCCUGUUCCAAGGGUAUCUCUAUCUCUGAGGUCACCUGCAGGUACCACCUGACCUGGCCCAACACCAGUCCAAUCCCUGCAGAGACCACCUUACAUCCCACCACUGCCCUCCAGACCACCCUCCCAGCUGACAUCCAGCUCCCCACCAUACAUACUGGCCCCACCCAACAGGCUGUUUUUGUGGGGGAGACAGCUAGCUUCCUGUGUGAGGUGACUGGGAAGCCACGUCCGGAAAUCACCUGGGAGAAACAACUGAAGGGCAAAGAGAACACGGUAAUGAGACCUAAUCAUGUCAGAGGGAACGUUGUGGUCACUAACAUUGGCCAGCUGGUCAUAUACAAUGCGCAACUUCAGGAUGCCGGCAUCUAUACGUGCACCGCCAAAAAUGUCGGGGGAAGCGUAUCAUCACACUUUCCCUUGGUAGUGAUCAAAAGAGAAGCGAAAGGUAAGAACGCAGAGGGGAAUAGUACCAACCUGCCAUUUCCAGCUGAAGAGUGCCUUAAGAGUCCAGACACAGACGACUGUGGGGAGGAGAGCAUGAGCUGGUACUAUGAACCAAAGAGGAACAAUUGCUUCACCUUCACCUACAGUCAGUGCAAUAAAAACCGUAACCAUUUUGACACCUAUGAAGCCUGCAUGCUGUCGUGCGGAGGAGAGCUGGCAGCUCCCUGCAGCCUACCGAGCCUCCAAGGGCCUUGCAAGGCGUAUGAGCCUCGCUGGGCUUACAGCAGCGGCCUCAAAAAGUGCCAGUCCUUCGUGUAUGGAGGCUGCGGUGGCAACGAGAACAACUUCGAGUCUAAAGAGGCCUGUGAAGAGAUGUGUCCCUUUCCGAAGAACCACAACUGCAAGAUAUGUAAACCUCGAGGCAAGAUGGUCACCAGCUUCUGCAAGAGUGACUUUGUGAUCCUCGGGCGUGUGACUGAGCUGACAGAGGAGCAGGAGUCAGGCCACGCUUUGGUGACAGUGGAAGAGAUUCUGAAGGAUGAGAAGAUGGGCCUGAGGUUCUUUGGUAAAGAGCCCUUGGAGGUGACUCUUCUGAACAUGGACUGGAACUGCCCCUGCCCUAAUAUCACUACAGCCAACGGGCAGCUCAUCAUCAUGGGGGAUGUUCACAACGGGAUGGCCGUCCUGCAGCCCGACAGCUUUGUAGGCUCCUCCAGCACUCGUAAAAUCAGGAAGCUUCGUGAGAUUGUCCACAAGAAAACCUGUGAUUUCCUUAAAGAUUUCUCUGCUGUACAGUAGAGUGUUUGAGAGUCUCACAUUCACUGAAAGUCAGUUACCUCACCAGUCUGACCGACUGCCAGUAAACCCAAAACUAGUAACUUAUCUGUAACAUCGGAGGUUUUGUUGCCUGUUUCAGAUGUUUUUCGUUCCUUACUUUGUUCCUUAUAGCUCUGUCGAUCUAAAAAAAAUCACUCCUCAUAGUUCCCACUGUUGUCCCUGAUCACUUUUGUCAGUUUUCAUUCAUGAUUUUUUUCACAUACGUUGUGUCAAAACUGUCCAAAUAGCUCUUUUUAAAACAAGAAUUAAGAAUAAAUUAGAAUUAGACCGUUUUGAUGGCCACACCUAGGGUACACAGGUAGAAUAGUAUUAGUUACAAGCAUUCACCCUGUACAAAGUAUUUAAUCUUUGUAACUGUUUACUAAAAUUUAAUUAUAGAUUUCCUUUAUCGUUAUCUUGAGUACACUAAUAUCAUUCCUUUAGCAGUAUGUUUUUGGUAUGUUUGCUUUACAUUUUUGUGGGUUAUCACAAAAUAAACAUUGUGUAAUAUCUGUCCUGAGUUCUUGAGCUCAUAAUAAUGCAAUUUGAAGCCUCAGUUUAUGUACCAGAAUCAAAUAAGCUCUUUGGUUCCAUAUUUUGUGGAAUUUGGUUUGAUAAGUUUUAAUUUACAAUACAGAAUAUGUAUAUGGACUUCUGUACUUCAUAUUUAUUUUUCUUGAUCUAUUUCUUAUAGGACUAUGGCGAGUAUAUACAUAAAAUCAGGAAGCUUCGUGAGAUAUGUAUAUAUCUAUAAAUAUAUAUAC